This is a messenger RNA of Micropterus salmoides (largemouth bass), 2111 nucleotides long. It is a transcript of the gene chid1, whose product is annotated as chitinase domain containing 1. The record is from RefSeq and is a predicted model, not a curated record. Gene Ontology annotation, molecular function: oligosaccharide binding; chitin binding. Lineage: Eukaryota; Metazoa; Chordata; Actinopteri; Centrarchiformes; Centrarchidae. Bases 282 to 1442 code for a protein of 386 amino acids. Gene Ontology annotation, cellular component: extracellular region. Gene Ontology annotation, biological process: carbohydrate metabolic process. The transcript has 12 exons.
GACACACGUUGAGCUAAGUUGUCAAUCAAACUGGUACCAACCGCUCAGCAGUCAAAUCGAAGAUUUGUUGAUAUAAAUUCAGGUUGUAUGUUUUAGCAGUAUGAACGGGGCCGUUUUGGCUCGUUGCUCUGUGUGACUUCAAACCAAAGGAGGAUAUGCUGUUUUUUAAUCUUACCAGGUCUCAGUCAGCAAGGAAGCAUUUGCACUGCAAAGCUGCAUACCAGAGCUAACCCAUUUUUAUUUAACUGCUUCGCGACUCCUUUUUCACUUUUUUUUUGAGAAUGAAAGCGACAUUCUUCCUGUUGCACGCCAUCUCAUACUGCUGGCUGGGCAGUGCCACUCUUUCAAAAACUGAUGCAAAGAAGUCGCACAAAGCUGAGUCUGAGACAUCUGCUUCUGAGUUGUCUGUGUUGGAGAGAGGCCUUGUUGUCUCAGACCCGCAAUGGAAAGACAUAGUGAAGGAGGAGAAGCGACACUGUGCUCACAUCAAGAGAACAUUUCAAGGACAAGUGCUUGGAUAUGUCACACCUUGGAAUGCCCACGGCUAUGACGUUGCCAAGAUGUUCGGCUCCAAACUAACUUCAUUGUCUCCAGUGUGGCUUCAGCUCCGCCGACGGGGACCUGAAACCUUUGAUGUUACGGGACUUCAUGAUCAUGACCCAGGCUGGGUCAAAGCUGUACGCAAGUCUAAUAAAAAAGUCAGAAUGGUGCCUCGGCUGUUAUUCGAUGGCUGGUCUUACCAGGACUACAUGACUGUGCUGGGGAGUGAAGAUGAAAUUGAAGAGCUGGGAAGUGAGCUUGUGGAUGUUGCAAAGACUGAAGGUUUCGAUGGUUUCACCUUGGAGCUGUGGAGCCAGCUGGGAGGUAACAAAAGAAAGGAGCUGGUCCAUUUGGUCAAACACAUAUGUGAGAUUUUGAAGGCUAAAAGAUUAGACUGUAUUCUAGUCAUUCCACCUCCUGUGACAAGUGCAGGGCAGCCAGGUAUGUUUAGCAGGGAGGAGUUUGAACAAUUGGCCCCUGUAGUCGACGGAUUCAGCCUCAUGACAUAUGACUACUCCAGUGGUACCAGACCGGGCCCGAGCUCUCCCCUUCCCUGGGUGAGAGACUGUGUUCUCCAGCUGGCUCCCAACACUCAAUGGAGGCAAAAGAUCCUGCUUGGACUCAAUUUGUAUGGCCUUGAUUUUGCAAGCCAGGGAGCAGAGCCAAUCCUGGGAGGAAGGUACAUCGAGAUUUUGCGAGAACACAGGCCAAAACAUCUCUGGGAUGAAUAUUCUGGAGAGCAUUAUUUCAGUUACAAGAGGAACAAUGCAGUUAAGCAUGUGGUGUACUAUCCAACACUGAAGUCAAUCUACCUGAGGAUCUCUUUAGCCACUGAACUGGGAACAGGAAUUUCCUUAUGGGAACUGGGACAAGGACUGGACUAUUUCUAUGAUCUCCUAUGAGAGUUGAUAGUGAAAACUGAUUUUGGAUCAUCAGCACAUGGAUUUGUUUUCUUUUUCCCUGAACAUGGUGCACCAAAAAAUAUGCAGGUAUUAUUUUUGUUUUUCGUUUCUGAGUGAGUGACAUGAACUCUGAAACGAGCUGUUGACAGGAUUUAGUUAAUACUCAACUUGUUUGAGUGUCAUGAAAGCGUUUAGAAAUCUUGUCUGGAUGAACACGUGAGAUUUGUUGAUUCAAACAAUGGCAGCAGACACUUCAGUAUGUUGUGAGUUUAGUAACAUCUCCAUUCAACAACAGAGGGUGCAUGCUCAUCAAUAUGUUUGGAGUUUAAAUGAAGGUUUAUAUUCUUGUGCUGAGGCCUUCAGUGUUUACGUGCCACAAACAUCUGCAUCAUCUCUUCGGUCCAACUCCAGAAAUCUUCUGCUUUUUUUUGCUCUCAGUUGCCCAUAAACAUUUUGAUGCUUCUCUGGCUUUGAUCAUAAAAACUACAUAUGCUCAAAAUCAAGACAUUUGAUUGUUUUUUAUUAGGUUUGUAGGUUUAAAAGCACUAUCAGUUAAUGAAUUUCUAUCUACGGUGUUGCCGCAACAUCUGUUCUGACCCAGCAUUUUCCAAUAUUUGUCUGAGAUGUGUGUUUCUCUAAUUAAAUGAAUAUACAUGUGGAACAACAAAA